AUGAAGUUCUUCUGCUUGCUGCUCUGCUUGGCUGUGGCCAAUGCGUACUACGGUGGUCGCCAGGGUAGAGGCGGAAACUACGGGAGCGUAGGAGGAUACGGAGAUGGUUACGGUGGAGGCUAUGGUGGUUAUGGAAACCAGGGUGGAUAUGGCAGUCAUGGAAACAAGGGCGGAUACCAGGGCAAAUAUGGCAGUUAUGGAAACCAGGGUGGAUAUGGCAGUUAUGGAAACCAAGGCGGAUAUGGCAGUUAUGGUGACCAGGGUGUAUACCGGGGCAAAUAUGGAAGUUAUGAAAAACAGAGCGGAUACCAGGGCAAAUAUGGCAGUAAUGGAAACCAGGGUGGAUAUGGCAGUUAUGGAAACUAA
Molecule: messenger RNA, 366 nt
Organism: Dreissena polymorpha
Lineage: Eukaryota; Metazoa; Mollusca; Bivalvia; Myida; Dreissenidae
Exons: 1
Coding region: 1-366 (121 amino acids)
Source: RefSeq, a predicted model, not a curated record